AUGUCGAAUCAUGGGUUGAUUACGGAGGAUGCACCGAAAAGCUCUUUAAUGGACGCCAAAAUUCAAUACCCCAAAUUAGAAAUCGACAACUUUCAGACAAAAAUUUGCCCUCCGAGGGUAUAUGAAGGUGUUGAUGAGCACAUGGGAGACUGUAACAUGGAAGCAUUAGAGAAUUUUAAGCUCAAAGAGGAUACACGUAGUAGAGAUGAAGAAAUGACCGUGGCUGCAGUGGAUGAUGAGGUGCAAAGAGAUUUAGCUGCUGGAAAUAAAAAGCUAAGAAAAUAUUUUUACUAUGACACGCCACUUUCUGAGGAUACAGGCAUUUGGAUACCUGUCUCUGUUCCACCAAUGCUGGAAACUGAAAGAACAGAAUGGAAUAAGGAUCUCUAUUUCAACGGGGGCUACUUGCCUGAUGGUGACAUGGGUUGGAAUGAAUUUAUUGGAGAAGAUAAGGAGAUGACUAUGUGGGAUGUGGUUCUUGAUGUGUUACUGGCAGCCAGAGGAAAAAUUAGUGCUUUCUCAUCUGGUGACAUUCAUGGAUAUAGUAUCUCCUGGAUGCAAACCCAUCUUCUAGAGGAAGCUUGGAAAGAGAUGGCUCAAACUCUUACAGAUGCUAACUUUGGUAAAAUGAAGGAAAUACUCGAAUCUGAACCACCAAAAUGGUUGCCUGACAGUUCUGCUUCUGCAUGCAUGCUGUGUAAUGUGCGUUUUCAUCCUAUCAUGUGUUCUAGGCACCAUUGCAGACUUUGUGGCGGGAUUUUUUGCAAUGGAUGCUCAAGGGGAAGGAGUUUGUUGCCUUUAAAGUUCAGAACUGAAGACCCUCAACGAGUCUGUGAUGCAUGCUGUGUGCGGCUUGAGUCUGUUCAGUCAUGCUUAAUGGACCGAGUAAGUCGUGCUGCACAGUUACCAACUCAUGAUCUGACGGACCUAAGUACAAUGAGAUCAUGGUUGAAUUUUCCAUGGGGCCAAUCUAUGGAAUAUGAAAUAUACAAGGCAGCAAACACCAUUCGAGGUUAUAAUAAGGUUGGAUCUCGGAAACCUGAGAAGUCCAUACCAAAUGCAAUCCUCAAGGAUGCUAAGGGCCUUGCUAUUCUAACUGUUGCAAAGGUUGGCAUGAUGGUUACUUACAACAUUGGGACAGGGUUAGUUGUUGCUCGUAGAGAAGAUGGAUCUUGGUCUCCACCAUCUGCCGUUGCAUCCUUCGGUUUGGGUUGGGGAGCACAGGUUGGUGGGGAAGUGACAGAUUUCAUAGUAGUGUUGAGAACAAAUUCUGCCAUCAAGACGUUUGGUGGGAACAUUCAUUUUUCAGUUGGAGCUGGUUGCAGUGCUGCUGUUGGUAUUGUUGGAAGGGCCGCUGAAGCUGAUUUACGAGCUGGUGAUGGUGGUUUUGCUUCUUGCUAUACAUACAGCUGCAGUAAAGGUGCAUUUGUCGGUUGUUCCCUCGAAGGAAGUAUCGUAACAACAAGAAAACAAGUUAAUUCCAGGUUUUACGGGAAUUCGUCCAUUAGUUCAUCAGAAAUUCUUCUUGGUUCAAUGCCUCGGCCUCCUGCAGCUUCCUUGCUCUAUCACUCAUUAUCAGAAUUAUUUCAGAAGCAUUAA
This is a messenger RNA of Fraxinus pennsylvanica, 1599 nucleotides long. Lineage: Eukaryota; Viridiplantae; Streptophyta; Magnoliopsida; Lamiales; Oleaceae. The record is from the annotation of a GenBank genome assembly.